AUGUCUCAAUCCUUCACCCCCGCCGACGUCGCCUCCCACAACAGCCCCGACAAGGGCCUCUACAUCAUCGUCGACAGCACCGUCUACGACGUAACCAAUUUCAUCGACGAGCACCCGGGCGGCGCCAAGAUCCUGAAGCGCGUCGCCGGGAAGGAUGCCUCGAAGCAGUUCUGGAAGUACCACAACGAGACCGUGUUGAAGAAAUAUGCCGAUAAACUCAAGAUUGGCGAGGUGAAGGAGGCCGCCAAGCUGUGA
Messenger RNA from Penicillium alfredii, 255 nucleotides. RefSeq names its product cytochrome b5-like heme/steroid binding domain-containing protein. The record is from RefSeq and is a predicted model, not a curated record. Gene Ontology annotation, cellular component: intracellular membrane-bounded organelle; membrane. The transcript has 2 exons. Bases 1 to 255 code for a protein of 84 amino acids. Gene Ontology annotation, molecular function: heme binding. NCBI's taxonomy places the organism in Eukaryota, Fungi, Ascomycota, Eurotiomycetes, Eurotiales, Aspergillaceae.